Molecule: messenger RNA, 624 nt
Organism: Neolamprologus brichardi
Lineage: Eukaryota; Metazoa; Chordata; Actinopteri; Cichliformes; Cichlidae
Source: RefSeq, a predicted model, not a curated record
CGGUGUUAGGGAAGAGCGGAAGGACGUUUCCACAUGAGGAUUUUAAGCAUUUCCACCUCGUUUAGAUGAAUGUGAGACUUCCACGUGUGUUUACAUGACAGAGAGAGCAGGUAGCGGCAGAUUUUAACCAGCUUCAGCCUCUAAUCUGCACACGUUGAAAGCGCCUGCGCGCCCAGUUGUAUUUGUGAGAUGCUAAAGAUGACUUCUCUGAGACGUUUGGUGCACAGCAGGGUGCUGCUCCACCUGAGCGAGUCUCCAGGUGUGCACAGCUCCCUGCCCAGGUGCGGCAGGCUGCUCAGCACCUCCAGCAAGUGCAGGACUGUCAUGCCCGCCUGGGUCAUUGAUAAAUACGGAAGCAAUGAGGUCUUACGGUUCACCAAGAACGCCAGCUUUCCCAUCAUCAACUAUCCCAAUGAGGUGAUUGUCAAGGUGUUUGCAGCAGGACUCAACCCCAUCGACGUCGCCAUGAGAGGUGGCUAUGGCGCAGCUACGUUGUCCAUGAAGAGAGAUCCUCUGAGAAUCAAGCAGUCGGACAGUGAGUUUCCUCUCGUUCUGGGCCGGGAUGUGUCCGGGGUCAUCAUGGAGUGCGGCCUGGACGUGAAGCACUUCAGAGAGGGGGACGAG